Paraglomus occultum is the source of this 499-nucleotide messenger RNA. The record is from the annotation of a GenBank genome assembly. NCBI's taxonomy places the organism in Eukaryota, Fungi, Glomeromycota, Glomeromycetes, Paraglomerales, Paraglomeraceae.
AAAAAACUAACGCCUGCCGAGAAGUUGAGAUUAAAAGUGCAAAUGGGGCUAAAAAAACAGAUUGCUGUGGACGAGGAGAAGAAAUUAAUGAAAGAACGACAACAGGAGUUUGAACGAUUAGGAGGAAAUGACGCCGAAUUAAGCGUUAUGCACUCGACUGGAAACUUACCCAGGGAGUCGCAAUCACUCUCUACAUCAGAAUCGUCUGAAUCUGACCGUCGAGGCAGACGGCAUAGGACGCGGAAAAGAUCCAUAACGAGAGCGAGACCCGUCAAAGAUCGCGUUCUUCAUCAUAUGACAGUCGCAGCACGGGUAAACGUCGCCGUCGAUCGUCACCAUCAAGCUCUUCUCGUUCAUCGUCCUCUUACGGUCAUGGUAGGAAACGGUAUAGCUCUAAACGCAAAAGAUGGCGAUCAUCGAGCGGAUCUAGAUCUCGGACAAGACGAAGGCGAUCCGAUUCCUCCGAUGAGGAUUAUUGGCGGCAGAGGCGACGCUGAAA